Daldinia caldariorum is the source of this 2513-nucleotide messenger RNA. RefSeq names its product NAD-dependent malic enzyme. Gene Ontology annotation, molecular function: malate dehydrogenase (decarboxylating) (NAD+) activity; NAD binding. NCBI's taxonomy places the organism in Eukaryota, Fungi, Ascomycota, Sordariomycetes, Xylariales, Hypoxylaceae. The record is from RefSeq and is a predicted model, not a curated record. Gene Ontology annotation, cellular component: mitochondrion. Gene Ontology annotation, biological process: malate metabolic process; pyruvate metabolic process. The transcript is spliced from 5 exons. The coding region runs from base 208 to 2073 and encodes 621 amino acids.
UGCCAUUCUCGAAUAUAUACCGAAGUCUUCUCGUUUAUCAAACUUGUUCAUAUCCGUGGUGUAACGAAUCCUAUUGUGUCCGGCCUUUUAUUACUGCUCUUGUUUUGUUCUUAAAAGUGACUUGUCAUCCCAAUAAUUUCUCUUUUUUAUGUAUCUUACUCGACCAUCCUUGCCAUCGUUGGAGUAGCCUGUUCUACCACGUUCAAGAUGUCGGAGACUACCAAACCCAAGUUCUCCCAUCUCCCUCUCCGCACGAGCGGUCCGAUAGAAUGCGCCGUGUCCGGAACAGUCUUGUUGAACACGCCGUACUUCAACCGCGGUUCGGCGCACACGGCCGAGGAGAGGCGCGUGUUCAACCUUACCGGCUUGUUGCCUGCUAGCAUCCAAACCCUCGAGCAGCAAGUUACGCGCGCAUACCAGCAGUACAUCACUAGACCAGACGCCUUGGCUAAAAACACCUUCCUGACGUCGUUGAAAGAGCAGAACUUGGUCCUAUAUUUUAGGCUUAUACAAGACCACUUGAAGGAGAUGUUCAGUAUUAUAUAUACACCAACCGAGGGCGACGCAAUUCAAAACUACUCCCGGUUGUUCCGACGGCCCGACGGGUGCUAUCUAAAUAUCGACGACAUUCAAAGGGUCUCACAUGACUUGGCUCAAUGGGGAAAUCCUGAGGAUAUCGACUACAUCGUCGUUACAGACAGCGAAGAGAUCCUCGGUAUAGGAGACCAAGGCGUAGGCGGGAUUCUGAUCUCAAUUGCGAAGCUUGCGCUCACUACCCUCUGCGCCGGUAUCCAUCCUAACCGGACGUUGCCAGUCGUACUAGACUGCGGGACGGACAACGAGCACCUCCUUAACGACCAUUUGUAUCUCGGUCUGCUCAAAAAGCGGGUACGAGGGGAGAAAUACGACAUAUUCGUGGACGAAUUUGUCAGGUCGGCUCGUAAACUGUACCCUCGUGCUUAUAUCCACUUUGAAGAUUUUGGCUUGGCAAAUGCUCGUCGUAUUCUGGAUCGGUAUAGACCUGAGAUCCCCUGCUUUAACGACGACGUUCAGGGUACUGGGUGCGUGACCCUAGCUGCUAUCAUGGCUGGGUUACACGUGAGCAAGCAGAAACUCCGGGAUAUUAAGAUGGUCGUCUUUGGCGCUGGAAGUGCUGGUGUGGGUAUUGCCGACCAAGUCCGCGAUGCUAUUGCCACCGAGAAGAGAAUCAGCAAGGAAGAGGCGGCGAAGCAGAUCUGGCUAAUCGACAAGCCCGGCCUCCUAACCACCAAAUGCGAACUGAGCAAGGACCAACGCAUCUACGCCAAGGACGCCUCCGAGUGGGACAACAAAGACCGCUCCCUCCUCUCCGUCAUCAAAACCGUCCGGCCCAACGUCCUCGUCGGCACAUCCACCGUACCCAAAGCCUUCACCAAAGAAGUCGUCCAAGCCAUGGCCGAAGCCACCCCGCGCCCCGUCAUCAUGCCCCUCUCCAACCCUACCCGGCUCCACGAGGCCUUCCCCGAGGACAUCCUCAACUGGACCGACGGCAGGGCCCUCGUGGCGACCGGAUCGCCGUUCCCGCCCGUCCGGGGGCCCUGGGGUAAGAACGGCGAGGAGGUCGAGAUCAGGGUCGCCGAGUGCAACAACUCGGUGGUGUUCCCGGGGAUCGGGCUCGGGGCCGUGCUCUCGCGCGCGUCGCGCCUGACGGACAAGAUGCUCGUGGGCGCGGUGCGGGGCGUGGCGGCCAUGUCCCCGACGCUGGGGGACGACACGGCGCCGCUGCUGCCGGGGGUCGAGGACGUGCGCGCCGUGAGCGCGCGGGUCGCGCGGGAAGUCAUCCUGGCGGCGGUGGAGGACGGGGUCGCGACGGAGCGGUGGAUCCCCGCCGUCGGGGACAAGGAUCGCGGGCAGGGCGGCGUCGAGCAGCCGGACGAGCUGGACGAGUGGAUCGCCGAGCAGAUGUGGGAUCCGGUGUACCGGCCGCUCAAGCGCGUCGAGCCCGAGGGCGCGAGCCGCACCGCUAAGGCGCAGUUGAAGGUUGUUGGGAGCUUGGAGAAGGAUGGGGAGAGGGAGAAGGCUGCGAGGGAGUGAGCGAGUGGGUAUGUACCUAACUUUAGGUACUUACUUACCUACCUACCUACCUAAGUUACCAACCUACCUUUCUUUUGGAGCUUUUGGAUAUUGUUCCUUAAAAGGAGGUAUCUGGGUAGGUACCUAGGUAAGGGGUCUUGGGGUGGUGUAUGGAAUGGGGAGAAGAUGGUUGUGUAAAAAAGGGGGUUGGUUACGUGUUGCUAUUAAGUUAGGUUAGGUUAGGUAUGUCCGUAGAUAUUUAAAACUUACGUAGCUGUUUACCUAUAAAAGAAGAGAGCCUUGAAGAAAACGCGGCAGAUGUACGUGUCUGAAGAGUUAGUUCAACUUACCCGAACGUCGGGGUCGCGAGCCGCGAGACCGGGAUAGGGGGUGUAUAUGCACCUACCUACCUAAGAUAUAUUUGCAUAAUUGAGAGAACAUUGUUAUAAUUAUAUAUACCU